Phragmites australis (common reed) is the source of this 1673-nucleotide messenger RNA. RefSeq names its product SUPPRESSOR OF GAMMA RESPONSE 1-like. Gene Ontology annotation, biological process: regulation of DNA-templated transcription. The transcript has 6 exons. Bases 108 to 1277 code for a protein of 389 amino acids. The record is from RefSeq and is a predicted model, not a curated record. Gene Ontology annotation, molecular function: transcription cis-regulatory region binding; DNA-binding transcription factor activity. Lineage: Eukaryota; Viridiplantae; Streptophyta; Magnoliopsida; Poales; Poaceae. Gene Ontology annotation, cellular component: nucleus.
UUCCCCAGAAGUUGCGCUCUCCUCUCCUCCCCUGCCCUUCCCCCCUCGGGUGCUCGCGGUCCCCUCGCAGCCUCCUCACGCUCUGCUGCUCCCCGCCGCAGCUCGCCAUGGCAAAGUCGUGGAUUAUGAAUGGGCGGGGAACUGCUAAGAAAAUGAGAAACCCAACUCAAUCUUUCAAUUUCGGACUUGGUGAAUUGGUUGCAGAAGCAUAUACCAAAUGCCCCAACUGCCAAUAUUGCAUUGAUAAUAGUAAUAUUUCUUUAGAGUGGCCAGGACUCCUUCCUGGUGUCAAAUUUGAUCCAUCCGAUUUGCAGCUGCUUGAACAUUUAGAAGGGAAGUCUAGCCUGCCAAAUAUGAAGUCCCAUGUACUUAUUAAUGAAUUUAUUCCUACUAUAAAAGAGAUGGAGGGAAUCUGCUAUACACAUCCCAAAAAUCUCCCUGAAAUCAAGAUGGAUGGGAGCAGCCGUCAUUUCUUCCACAGAAUAUCAAAUGCAUAUAACUGUGGUAAGCGCAAGCGUCGCAAGAUCAAUAAUAGUGAUAAUACUGUUUGCGAUGAGCAUAUCAGAUGGCAUAAGACUGGGAGGUCCAAAGCCAUCUGCGAUGACAAUGGUGUCCAGAAAGGCUGGAAGAAGAUACUGGUUCUCUAUACAGGUUCUAAGAGAGGUGGCAGCAAGACAGGUAAAGCUGGCUGGGUGAUGCAUCAGUAUCAUCUUGGUGUCGAUGAAGAUGAAAAGGAUGAGGAGCUUGUUGUCUCCAAAGUUUUUUACCAAUUGCCAUCAAAGCAACUCGACAAUUCUGAACUGGAUGUUUCUGUUUUGGAAUAUGAUGCAUCUGACAAACCUGAAAUGGAUGUUUCUGUUUUUUUGGAAUAUGAUGCAUCUGACAAUUCUGGAAUGGAUGUUUCUCCUUUGGAAUAUGAUGCAUCUGCUGUAAAAAUUGAUCUUAGAACACCGAGGGCAGAUCCUCCCCAGCCUCAUCGUCCCAAUAAUAGCCCAUGUGAAACCGAGCAGUAUACUCCCAUUCUGCCGGGUCAGAGGGAAGAAGAAUCUAGCACAUCCGUUUUUCGCGUAAAGGAUGAAGCAGCCGAAUGCCAUGCUGCACGGUUUGAUGCAAUAUCACAAGUUGUCAAGGACGCGGCCAUUCCUGACUUGGAUGAACCUGUGCACGCUCAGCCAUGCCUUGGAACACCUCCAGAUCUUGGCGCUUUGGGCGACAUGCAGUUCGGAAUCUUCGGAUCACAGGAUAGCCUCGGGAGCUUGCUGGACAGCUUCUACUGAUACAGAGAUGAGUUCGAACUGGAAGUGGUGGCACUGCAAAAGGAGACAGUUGUGUAUCUGACUUUGCAGUGUCUGAGUCACCGCAUGAGAUGUUUUGUAUGCAACUUUGCGCUGUGCAGAACUGCAAAUUCAGCAUCUUAUGAGAAAUUUUGUACAGUAGUAGUAGAACCAAGAGAGGUUCCCAGACAACACCCCAACUUGAGCGACUGUUUCUCUGAACAAUGUUGUUGUGUGAUGUGUAGUCAUAUUUGAGCUUGAGCCAUGGCCCAUGGAUGCUUCGCCAUCUCGUGAGAGAUUGAGCCAUUGUCACACCUGAUUUUAAGAGAAUAAAAUAGAUAUAUUUCACAUAUGUAUCAGGAUUAAGUUUAAUACAUACGAUGAUUUUAUAAGUGAUAA